Lepidothrix coronata (blue-crowned manakin) is the source of this 4361-nucleotide messenger RNA. It is a transcript of the gene FBXO41, whose product is annotated as F-box protein 41. Bases 1 to 2415 code for a protein of 804 amino acids. Lineage: Eukaryota; Metazoa; Chordata; Aves; Passeriformes; Pipridae. The transcript is spliced from 12 exons. Gene Ontology annotation, molecular function: protein binding. The record is from RefSeq and is a predicted model, not a curated record.
AUGGCCUCGCUGGACCUGCCCUACCGGUGCCCGCGCUGCGGGGAGCACAAGCGCUUCCGCAGCCUGUCCUCGCUGCGGGCGCACCUGGAGUACAACCACACCUACGAGACCCUCUACGUCCUCUCCAAGACCAACAGCAUCUGCGAUGCCGCCGUCUUCCCGCUGGCCGCCGACGGGGCGCUGCUGGCGCCGGCGGCGCGCCGGGACUACUUCGAGAGCACCUCCUUCCAGGGCAAGGACCAGCGCUUCUCCUGCGACCUGGUGCCCGCCGAGGAGCUGGAGCCGGCGCCCUCCUCCUCGCCCUCGCCCCGCUACGUCCACGAGAUCGAGAUCCCGCUGACGGAGAUCUUCGCCCGCGGCAAGGCCGUGGCGCCGGCGCCGGCGCCGCCGGCCGCGAUGGACGCGGCCUACGAGGAGGGGCUGGCGCGGCUGAAGAUCCGCGCCUUCGAGAAGCUGGAGGUGGACAAGCGGCUGGAGAAGCUGACGGAGGAGGUGGAGCAGAAGAUCGCCUCGCAGGUGGGCCGGCUCCAGGUGGAGCUGGACCGCAAGAGCUCGGAGCUGGAGAAGGCCAAGCAGGAGAGCCUGCGGCUGAGCCGGGAGAAGCAGGAGCUGGAGGACCGGGCGUCGGAGCUGUCGCGCCAGGUGGAUGUCAGCGUGGAGAUGUUGGCCUCCCUCAAGCAGGACCUGGUGCAGAAGGAGCAGGAGCUCACCCGCAAGCAACAGGAGGUGCUGCAGAUCGACCAGUUCCUGAAGGAGACGGCGGCACGCGAGGCCAACGCCAAGGUCCGGCUCCAGCACUUCAUCGAGGAGCUGCUGGACCGGGCGGAUCGGGCGGAGAAGCAGCUCCAGAUCAUCAGCAGCAGCUGUGGGACCACCCCAAACGGCAGCCUGGGGCGCUGCGGGACCCCCGGGGCCAAGGCCAUCUGCCGACCGAGAGACCGGCACCCAGGGCCGUGCGUUGCCGUGCACGGUGCGUACGCCGUGUCCAACCAGCGCUCCUCCUCCAGCACCGGGGCCUCGAGCCGGGCCAAGGCCGUGUCGCAGAGCUCGGGGUGCUACGACAGCGACAGCGCGGAGCCGUGUCCCACCGACGACACGGCCGACGGGCACCCCUACGCGGCGCGGGACGGAUCCCGCGGCUCGGGGCUGCGCCGCCAGGCCAUCCAGAACUGGCACCGCCGGCCCUACCGCAACAGCACCGAGGGGGAGGAGGGCGAUGUCUCCGACGUGGGAUCCCGCACCACCGAGUCGGAGGCCGAGGGCUGGGAGCCGGACGCGCCCGGAUCCGCCGCGUCCCGGCCCACCGGGAGCUGCCGGCUGACGGUGGCCACUGACGCCGGGUGUCCCCCGGCCAGGCCCGAGGGGGCCGGGGGCAAGGUGUGCCGGCUGGAGAGGGGCAGCCCGGGGCACUCCAGCGAGGUGAUCAGCCCCGAGAUCCUCAAGAUGAGGGCGGCUCUCUUCUGCAUCUUCACCUACCUGGACACCAGGACCCUGCUGCGGGCGGCCGAGGUGUGCAAGGACUGGAAGUUCGUGGCCCGGCACCCGGCCGUGUGGACGCGGGUGCUGCUGGAGAACGCCAGGGUGUCCUCCAAGUUCCUGGCCAUGCUGUCCCAGUGGUGCACCCAGAUGCACUCCCUCACCCUCCAAAACCUCAAGCCGCGCCAGCGAGGGAAGAAGGAGAGCAAGGAGGACUACAUGAGGAGCACACGGGGCUGCCUGGAGGCUGGUCUGGAGUCCCUGCUGAAGGCCACGGGCAGCAACCUGCUCAUCCUGCGCAUCUCGCACUGCCCCAACGUGCUGACGGACCGCUCCCUCUGGCUGGCCAGCUGCUACUGCCGGGCCCUGCAGGCUGUCACCUACCGGAGCUCCACGGACCCCGUGGGCCAUGAGGUCAUCUGGGCCCUUGGAGCAGGUUGCAGGGACAUCAUCUCCCUCCAGGUCGCACCUCUGCAUCCGUGCCAGCAGCCGACACGUUUCAGCAACCGGUGCCUGCAGAUGAUCGGGCGGUGCUGGCCCCACCUGCGGGCUCUGGGCGUCGGAGGCGCCGGCUGCGGCGUCCAGGGACUGGCAUCCUUAGCCCGGAACUGCAUGAGGCUCCAGGUCCUGGAGCUGGACCACGUGGCCGAGAUCAACCAGGAGGUGGCAGCCGAGGUGUGUCGGGAGGGGCUGAAGGGGCUGGAGAUGCUGGUGCUGACGUCCACCCCGGUCACCCCCAAAGCCCUGCUGCACUUCAACAGUGUGUGCCGGAACCUCAAGUCCAUCGUGGUGCAGGUGGGAAUCGUGGACUAUUUCAAGGAGCCCCACAGCCCUGAAGCCAAGAAGAUGUUUGAAGAAAUGGUGAACAAACUCCAGGCCCUGAGGAAAAGACCCGGCUUCUCCAAGAUUUUACACAUCAAAGUGGAAGGAGGCUGUUAGACCUUCAGGGAAGCACAAAGCACAUUCCCUCCCCUGCCUGGCGGGCGCCGGAGGCCCCGUGAAAACCAAACCCACCGCCCGGCGCGCGGAUCCGGAUCCGCCGGCUCGUGCACAAGGAAAACCCGAAACUCUCGCAGGCCUUAGUGACUGGCAGCCGGAGCUCAUCCCAGGGCUGGCUCGCGGGCGAGAAGGUGCUACUUCAGGACAGUUUUUUUUGGCUGCCCCAGGAGACAGGGCGACGCUCCUUCCCGGGAGGGGAAGAUGGCUCGGAACCCCCGCGGCCACUCGUUGCCAAGGAUCCGUGUUUGGGGGAUGCCUUUUUCUUUCGGGCUCUGUUUCUUGGAGGGGUUUUUUCUCUUUGACCGUCCGAGGAUCUCCCGGCCCAUCCCACGGGCUCCUUGUCCUCUCCGUGGGGUGGGGGAGGUGGGGUGGGAAGGGGCUGUUCCUCCAGAGGGAAGGACGCCCAGCGUUCCUGCGGGGUCUCCGUUUCAUUUGUUGGACAGAGGGGCUCCCAAACCUGGGCAAACGCCGCCCAGAGAGCAGCAGCCCCCACAGCACAAGCCCGGGGGGCAGAGCUGCAUCCCGGGGGGCUGUGGGAGCCAGAGGACACCAGGAGAGAUGGUUGCUCUUCCAGAGGUCUCCAGCCUCACUUCCUCUCCACCAAAACCUUCCUGCCAAGGCAAUAAACCACCUCCAAAAUCCUCGUCCACCAGGAAACACGGGUCACGCUCCGGUCCCCACCAUCCACCACCCCGUUCAGGCUCCAUCCGGAGCGAGUUGUCCCACGUGGAGAGAAGGACUGGAAUGGGACGCUCGUGUUUGCCAUCUCAUCGCCUUCCAGAGCAGCCUGAAGGAGAAACCCCGGGGCAAAUCAUCCCAAAAUCCAAAGCUGCUGGUGAAAGCACCACCCGACAGCCUCUGGUUGACCCUUAUCCGUGGCCACGGCUGGUUUUUUUAACUCUGCUUUUUCCUUCCCGGGUGUCUCCAAGGAGGUCGUCAUCCCCAAAAUACCCUUUUUUUUCCACAGGAAAAGGCUUUGGAAAGGCAUCCAGCAGGGCCAGGCAUCUCCAUGCUCCACCCUGGGGAUAAAGUACCAGGAGGUGCCCAGGGAACUGGGGACACCCGUCACAGCACUGCCAGCAGUGGGGACACACCGGCCUUAACCACAGCCCCUGGUCAUCCCAAUCCCCCGCCAGGUGCCCUUGGAUCGGGCUGAGCGGAGAGAAUCCGACUGGGAAAAGCAGAUUUUUGGGGUUUUUCCUCCGAUUUGGACCAGUGUUGGAGGUUUUGGUGCCUGCUGGCCAGCGUGGCUCCGAGGAGACAGCCCUUCCCAGGGCACCUCCCUCCACUUCCAGCCUUCCCAGGGUGAGGGGCUGACAGGGAACAUCCCUCCAGGAGGGAGGAGGCUGCAGAUCCAUCUGGGACCACAUUCCUCGCCCAUGGCAGAGCUCAGCCAGGGCUGCCAGCAUGACAACAGUCCGUGGGGAUCCUGAGAGACAGCAACAUCAAUCCCAAAUCGCUGAAGCCGGUGGGGGGCUGGAGGAACCUCCGGGGUCUCCAACCCCACCUCAGGAGAACCUUCAUCCCCCCUUCAUCCCACCCACGCCGUCUCCUGAAACAGGGUAAGGGAUUUUUGGCCAUAACCCCCGUUCGAAGCACCUCUGCUCCCCCCUCCAACUGCAGCUUUUCCAGGAGAAAGCUGCUCCCUGUCUGCACAAAAUGUGGGAGCCCCCCAAAAAAUGCCUGCGAGAAACUCCUGCCUCCCACCAUAUCCCCAUGGAUGAGCUUCCUGGCACCGGGAUCAGCUCCCUGCCGUGGCUUUACCUCCACCUGGGGAAGACUGGGACACAAAUUCCAGGGGCAAGAGGAGCAAGGGAUGCCCCGACCAGCAAAAAAAAAAACAAACCCACCCAGCAAAGCUACAACCCCCCGGGGAACAUCCAGCC